AUGACGGAGUAUGGCGCUGAUACUUUGGCUGGAUUGCAUUUGUAUCCUGAAUACGUGUGGUCCGAAGAGUACCAAGUUGCAUUGAUGUCAGAACAUUUUAAAGCAUUUGACAAACUCCGACAAAGCGGAUUCUUUGCUGGUGAAUUCAUAUGGAAUUUCGCCGAUUUUAAGACUCCACAAAGUAUAACGCGGGUAGGGGGCAAUAAAAAGGGGAUAUUCACUAGAUCAAGACAACCUAAGGCAAGUGCACACCAUCUGCGAUCUCGAUACCAUUCCUUGGCGGCUGCAGAAUCUGGAGCCAACCCACCUGAUUUUAAUUACUAUGUCUUUGACCGUAUUAUGACGCACAACGAACUAUAA
Leptosia nina is the source of this 360-nucleotide messenger RNA. The record is from the annotation of a GenBank genome assembly. NCBI's taxonomy places the organism in Eukaryota, Metazoa, Arthropoda, Insecta, Lepidoptera, Pieridae.